Symbiodinium pilosum is the source of this 798-nucleotide messenger RNA. NCBI's taxonomy places the organism in Eukaryota, Dinophyceae, Suessiales, Symbiodiniaceae. The record is from the annotation of a GenBank genome assembly.
AUGGCAGCAGAGCCUGGGGCAAGCGCGGCGCCCCGUUUCGAGUUCAUCGGAGACAUUGUCAACCCAUCAACGCCAAGUGCCGGAGUUGUUGUGGUGUCCUGGAAUGUGCUUUGCAAGUUUGGCUUCAACGAGCGCUUUGGUUUUCCCUACGAUGGCUUCAAUCGGCGCUUUGAGUCGGAGGCCGAUUACCUGGAGCGACUCCAACGCGUGGCAGAUAGAAUCAAGGGUUUCGCUGAGAGCCAUCAGCCAGACGUGAUCCUGAUCCAGGAGAAUGCGAAUGCGUGCAAGGGCGAGUUUGGAAGCGAUGCCUUGCCUCGGAUGCUGCUACCCUUGCAAGAUAAGCACUAUCAGAUUCUUCAGGACGGAGAGUUCCUCAGUCUGGUGCGGGAGCGUAGCAAGAAGGCGUUCACUUUGGACUUGCCACCACUUCAUCGAAUGCAAGGCAAAGUGCACGCAGUACGCUGUCCAGAUCUGAAUGUCGUGAUCCUAAACGUGCAUCUGGCAUUUGACAAGCGUGGCAGCGAGAACUCGAAGUUGAAUCGCCAGGACCUUGAAGCCAUCCGGCGCUUUUGCAACGAAAGCUAUCCCGGGACCUCCAUCAUCUUGGCCGGUGAUACGAAUCGGGUCUCCGAGCAAGAUCGCCUGGACGAACUUGCAGAGGUCAUUGAGCAGCUUAUAGAUGGACUCGGCAUCCUGUACAUGCCGCCGAGUCCCACGAACAUUCGAUAUGACUGCAAGACUGGAAAGAGCGAGUUCACCUAUGCCGAUUUUGUCGCUGACCUCACAUUACACAGUUGA